Messenger RNA from Amaranthus tricolor (Joseph's coat), 2340 nucleotides. RefSeq names its product phosphoethanolamine N-methyltransferase. The transcript is spliced from 12 exons. Gene Ontology annotation, biological process: phosphatidylcholine biosynthetic process. The record is from RefSeq and is a predicted model, not a curated record. Gene Ontology annotation, molecular function: phosphoethanolamine N-methyltransferase activity. The coding region runs from base 508 to 1998 and encodes 496 amino acids. NCBI's taxonomy places the organism in Eukaryota, Viridiplantae, Streptophyta, Magnoliopsida, Caryophyllales, Amaranthaceae.
CACCAAACACGUAUCAAACGUCCCUUUGGUUCGGCUCAAAUUUUUCACAUAAUUCAGUGUGACUCACACUGACUAAUUUGUUAGUUUCCCAAAACACCACAAAUAUAUAAAGUAGUCGGCCCCUCCAACAACCAAUGAUACAUGACCGCUUCCAACACACUCCAAAAAUCUGGACCACACUCUCUCUCCAUUAAUGCCUAUAAAUUCAGAACUCCAUUGAUGCAUUUUUCUUCACCUUCACCAAACCAGUAACAAUACAAAUCACUGUACAACUGUCUACUGCUAUCGCUAUUGCCUAGUUGUUGUAGGUUCGGUAGUAUUUCCAGUACUACCAUACUGUUAAUGCGUCAAAAAGGGAAAGCAUUUAAUCGUAGAUCUAGGACUUUUUCUCGUUCUCGUCUUGCUAUUGAGGGUUGUUAAAUUUCAUAUUACUAUUUUCACUCUCAUCGCUUCUUUUCUUCUACGCUUAAUCGCAUUUCCUUGUUUUUCUCAUCUCGUUUUCUUAUUAUGGCUAUGGCGGCUUCAGCUAUGGGAGUUAAGCAAGAGAGAGAAGUGUUCAAGAAGUAUUGGACGGAACACUCUGCUGAUUUAACGGUUGAGGCUAUGAUGCUUGAUUCUAAGGCUUCUGAUCUUGAUAAAGAAGAACGUCCUGAGAUACUUUCUUUGCUCCCUCCUUAUGAAGGAAAGUCAGUCUUGGAACUUGGUGCAGGCAUUGGUCGUUUUACUUGUGAAUUUGCAAAGAAAGCUGACCAGGUUAUAGCUCUGGAUUUUAUUGAGAGUGUCAUAAAGAAGAAUGAAAACUUAAAUGGACAUUUCAAAAAUGUAAAAUUCAUGUGCGCUGAUGUUACGUCUCCCAGUCUCAAUAUUUCACCAAAUUCAGUGGACUUGAUAUUUUCCAAUUGGUUACUCAUGUAUCUUUCUGACAAAGAGAUUGAGAAUUUGGUUGGAAGAAUGUUGAAAUGGUUGAAGCCAGGAGGAUACAUUUUCUUCAGAGAAUCAUGUUUCCAUCAAUCUGGUGAUCACAAGCGCAAAAGCAACCCAACUCACUACCGUGAACCUAGGUUCUACACUAAGAUUUUCAAAGAAUGUCAUAUGCGAGAUGAAUCUGGGAACUCCUAUGAGCUUUCCCUAAUUGGCUGCAAAUGUAUUGGAGCUUAUGUCAGAAACAAAAAGAAUCAGAAUCAGAUAAGCUGGUUGUGGAAGAAAGUAGAUUCUGAGGAUGAUAAAGGAUUUCAAAGAUUUCUGGAUACUAGCCAGUACAAGUGCAAUAGCAUUCUGCGAUAUGAGCGUGUAUUUGGUCCUGGUUAUGUUAGUACUGGAGGAAUCGAGACAACCAAAGAGUUUGUGUCAAAGCUUGACUUGAAGCCGGGACAGAAGGUCCUGGAUGUGGGUUGUGGCAUUGGUGGAGGUGAUUUUUACAUGGCAGAGAACUUCGAUGUUGAAGUUGUUGGAAUUGAUCUCUCUGUUAAUAUGAUUUCUUUUGCCUUGGAGCGUUCUAUUGGGCUCAAAUGCGCUGUUGAAUUUGAGGUGGCAGAUUGUACCAAGAAAAAUUACCCUGAACACAGUUUUGAUGUUAUCUACAGCCGUGACACCAUUCUUCAUAUUCAGGACAAACCUGCCUUAUUUAGAUCCUUCUACAAAUGGUUGAAGCCUGGCGGGAAGGUUCUAAUCAGUGACUACUGCAAGCGUGCUGGUCCACCUUCACCCGAAUUUGCAAUGUACAUAAAGCAGAGGGGAUAUGAUCUCCAUGAUGUGGAAGCAUAUGGGCAGAUGCUUAAAGAUGCUGGAUUUGAUGAAGUUGUUGCAGAGGAUCGGACUGAUCAGUUCAUCAAAGUUCUGCAGAAGGAACUAAAUUCUCUUGAGGUGGAGAAGGAAGAAUUCAUUCAUGAUUUCUCCGUGGAAGAUUACAAUGACAUAGUUGACGGUUGGAACGCUAAGCUGGUGAGGAGCACCAUGGGUGAGCAACGAUGGGGUUUGUUCAUCGCCCAGAAAAAGUAAAAUAUCAGCUGCUGCACUGCACCGUGCCUUAUUUACUAGUAUUAGCUUUCAAUGUAUUGUAAGUUAUGGACAUCUGCCAAUAAUAAGCGAGACGCAAACUGAGGGAUAAACCGUUUUAGUUGUGCAAAAUGCAGUUAAAUUGUAAGACGAACUCAAUGGAAGUUUAGGUUAGCUACUCAGCUUUCAGUAGCUUCAAGAGCUUGCAUUGUUUCUGCAUGAAUGCUCUUAUGAUCAUGUUAUGUUAUGUUAUGUUGUAUUUUCCGUUCUCUUUAGACUCUGAGAGUCUAAAUUGAGGUGACUAUGAAGUUGAGUGUUAGUAUAACAUUGUCUAUUUUCACUUUA